Messenger RNA from Pochonia chlamydosporia 170, 1047 nucleotides. Its product is annotated as mitochondrial chaperone BCS1. The record is from RefSeq and is a predicted model, not a curated record. Lineage: Eukaryota; Fungi; Ascomycota; Sordariomycetes; Hypocreales; Clavicipitaceae. The transcript has a single exon. Bases 1 to 1047 code for a protein of 348 amino acids.
AUGGCUCCUGGGUCAAAAUCCAGCCGGGUAAAGCCGUCUGAGGUGGCAGCCGACACCAAGCGGAACUUCAUUCCCAUGGUUAAUGCCAACUAUGCAGAAAUGUUCCCUCCUUACUCAAUUCUCUACCCUCAGCCAGCUGAACUUAUCAUUACACGCCGGCAUUUGGGCACCCGCCCACCCGUUUUUCGUAUAGAAGAGGGAGAUCCUGUCAUGACUGCAAUUUCUUAUGCAGCUACUGACAGCCAAUCCCACGAAGCUGCCGGCGGCUGCAGAGUCAGAAUUCCAUUCAUUUGUGCUGCCAACGAACGCCGGCCCGGAGGUGACUGGGAAACGGGAUGCUCAGGGUAUGAGGAAAAGCUCUGUCGCCGAAGCAACCUUUCUGCAACACUCAGCAGUCCCUGGCCAAACACACAGGUAUCAUCAAAUUAUCCUAUACCCUCUGCUGGAUGUAUUCUCUCGGACGCUGUUGUCGUUUGCCGAGGACCCCAUGAUCAUUACGAGCGCCUUGAUCGCUGGUAUGACUUGCCUGUUGUUUCCGUACCACCAACUCGAUGGCCGAAGCUGAAGGAAAACGGAACCAUGUAUUCUUUUGCAGAAGAACGAUUCAUGAUGAGAGAGAAGAUCCGAGGAGCCCUUCGCCUCUGCCUCUACAACAAUUACGAUCGGGUUGUUGUUGGGGAUUUUGGCCUAGGCAACAGCUGCCGUAAUCCGCCUCAGGAGGUCGCUGAAAUCUGGCGAGAUGUGCUGCUAUUCGACCCGGAUCUCCGUGGACAGUUUGCCUACGUUAUUUUCGCCUUCGAAGACCCUUCACAAAGCACUACCCGCUGCAUCUGGGACGAGAUGGCAAGGAAAGACAAGAAAGGAGGAGUUGGUGCCAAGAUGAAGUCGCGCGGCGAUCCGGUAGCCUCGGUUGGAAUCUCACGAGGCGCAUCUAUGGUUGCACCAACAGAUAUGGCUAUUUUCCAGCUGGCAUUUGAUCCCGCUGAGAUUCAGCGUGUACUCAGCGCCCCAGACCCACGUUACGGUUUAGACAUGAUUACUUCUUGA